Molecule: messenger RNA, 480 nt
Organism: Schistosoma spindalis
Lineage: Eukaryota; Metazoa; Platyhelminthes; Trematoda; Strigeidida; Schistosomatidae
Source: the annotation of a GenBank genome assembly
AUGGUAGUUAAUACUGAGGACAAAAAAGUUGUUUUCUUACCAGUCGAUGCCAGUGAUCAUUCUGCUCGAGCGUUUCAAUGGUAUCUGGAUAAUUUAAGAGGGGAAAACGAUGAGUUACACUUUUCAUUUGUCAUUAAACCAAUAUUUACAACACCAACAAUUGAACUGGCUAUGGCAUCUUCACCAAUAACCGAUAUUAUGCAGUCAACACAGGUGAACAUUGAAAAUGCAAAGAAACUUUUACAAAAAUACUUGAUAAAAGCAAAACGUUUUGGUAUUUCUUGUCAAGCAUUUGUUCAUGUAGAUGCUAAACCUGGACCAACUUUGGUAAAAUUCGCUGAAGAACAAAAAGCAGAUAUUAUAAUAAUGGGAUCCAGAGGACUUGGAUUAAUUCGUCGUACAUUACUUGGCAGUGUUACAAACUACGUAAUGCUUCAUACAAAAACUCCAUUGGUAGUCAUACCGCCUCCAGUAAAAUAA